Molecule: messenger RNA, 576 nt
Organism: Gilbertella persicaria
Lineage: Eukaryota; Fungi; Mucoromycota; Mucoromycetes; Mucorales; Choanephoraceae
Product: glutathione S-transferase
Exons: 3
Coding region: 1-576 (191 amino acids)
Biological process (GO): glutathione metabolic process
Molecular function (GO): glutathione transferase activity
Source: RefSeq, a predicted model, not a curated record
AUGUCUGGACUUAGCAACCUCAAGCUUUAUUAUUUUACUCAAGUUAAGGGGAAAACUACCUUGGGUCGUGGUGAAUACGUUCGCUUAUUGCUCGAAGAUGCUGGUGUAGACUUUGAAUAUGACAGAUGCACUUUUGAAGAAUGGGGAAUACAAAAGGAAAAACUGAUAGCUCAAGGCAUUCACAAGCCCACCUUGCCUUACAUUACCAUUGAUGGCAAGGACGAAGACGAAGCACAAUUGGUAGAUGCCUAUGCUGAUACUGUGACAGAUGAUAUCACUCGUUGGGCAGCAGCUAAUUUCAGAGGAAUUGAACAGCUAACUCAAAAAUACAAUGAAGUCGACCGUCCUCAAGCAUUCGAGACCUAUGAACGAAUCUUGGGCAGCAAGCCAGGACCCUAUUUGCUUGGUGAAGAAGUGUCUUAUGCUGACUUCUUCCUCUACCACUACUUGGAAGACGAUGCUUCUGCUUUUGAAGCUUCAGACUUCAAAUCCACUCACCCUCACUUGGCUGCCUUUAUUGAGGCUAUCCAGAAUAGACCUAACCUCAAGAAAUAUCUUGCUACUGAUAGAAAAUAG